Molecule: messenger RNA, 2264 nt
Organism: Orbicella faveolata
Lineage: Eukaryota; Metazoa; Cnidaria; Anthozoa; Scleractinia; Merulinidae
Source: RefSeq, a predicted model, not a curated record
UCUUAGCAGCGCAGCAUAAUGGUCACUCAAACGUUUUCUCUGGAAGGAACUUAUUGUGAAAGAUGUGGUAGAAUCAGUCACCUAUGUCAGCCUAUUGCUAUGGAAAUCCAUCAAGUAGACUGGGGCCGACAUAUUUACCUGGAUGAUUCUAGAACCCAGCGAAAGCGUUACCACUGUAACUCUACAAUGGCGCAUGAGCAACGCCUAAAAAUUGAAAUUCAGAAAAGUUUGAGUUUGAUUGGUCUGGAAUCCGCACCAUACAUUUCUUGCCCUAGUGCCUUGCAUUUUCACAAGUCAAGUACUCAGACAACAACUAUUAUUUUAUCUGGUGUUGUUUUUCGGCAAACGCAAUUAUUGUUUCAGGAUUCUGAUUUCAAGAUUUUUAACUGUUCUUUUCAAGAUACCUUCACUGCUCUGAAAAUUCACAUAACAGAUAAUGCAAGAACGCUCUUUUUUCUUUAUGGCGCUUUUUUCUUUAACAACAACAUUUCAUGCGUGGAAAUCAUUUUGUACCACAAAGAUUCAAACCAGGAUCAACUUCUUGUUUUAAAUAUCAGCGAGACGACGUUUAUGAAAAACGGAUUUCACAAACAGCGGUUUCCAAGAGGUGUACUGACCAUCCGCUCACAAACCACGCUGCCAUCCAGCAGCAUAUAUGUCCAAAUAUCUUGCUUAAACAUCACAUCUGUCAAUAACGUUGGGUACUUUAUGAACCUUGAUCUGCCGUCAGCUGUGACCAGCAGGGUUUAUGAUGAUGUCAGAUUGUUCAACAAUACUCUUUCUGAUUUUGUCAAGGCAUCCACGUCUAAUGGAAAAGAGGCCAUCACGGAUUAUUCGUGGAAAAAGAGUAUGUCAUCAGCACGUAAAGCUUUAAUGAUAUGAAACAGAGGUGGCAAAACUGACGUGCUUAUUUCUGGCUGCACAUUUGUGGGCAACGCUAAAGUACAUGUAAGAAGCGCUGUUGUAAUCAGAGCCCAUAAAGCGCAAGCUAAAGGGAGCGUAUUGAUAGAAAACAUUGUUUUUUCAAACCAGUGGGUCACAGCUCGAGAUCGUCACGGUGGUGCCUUGUGGAUGAGUCCCCUGUUCUCCAUCAAACUGAUAAACGUUGUUUUAGCUUCAUUUGCGCGCUCAUUCCGAAUACUAGGGUUAUAUCCAAAAGCACCUUCUGAUACUCGUCCCUUCCGCAUUUCUAUCUCAAACUGCAGCUUUCUUGAGAACAGCUUUGAUAUCUUGGCACAUACAAAGGAUCCAGCCCGUGUAGAGCUGAGCAUCGAGAACACCAUUUUCAAGAGUAGCCAAAGGACAUAUAAAAACGUCGGGCUCUAUAUCAUUAUUAGGCCUUUGCGUCUACUAAAUAGUUCCAGUGCAGUUAUUAAAAUUAAGAAUGUCACAUUUGAAUCGAGACCAUGCAACGUUUUAUGCUUGUCAUUUAAAGGCAACAAAACUUUACAAAUACAAUCCUCAGUUUUUCGAAAUGGUAUAUGUUUCCAACGAUAUGUGUGGAAAGGCGAUAUUUACGAGGCCUCGACCGGUGCAAUAACGGUCCUCACACCUCGUGAUAAAGUCGUAAGUACAGGAUGUGUCAAGAGAGCGACAAGGAAAGAAACUCAUCCUGAGUGGAGCUAUCGAACUCAUACUUUGUUUGAAGAUAACAUUUUUGAGGGAAACUUGGGGUUAAUCGCUGGUCCUGUACACGUAACCAACGGCUACACAACAUUCCAAAGAUGUACUUUUAGAAAUAACUUUGCCAUCGAACAUUCUGGACACGUUUAUUCCGCAUAUGGAACUGGCCAGGUGGAUUUCAAAGAUUGUUUCUUCUCUGCAACGAAGAAGAACAUCACGAUAAACGAUACUACAUUUUACAAAACGACCUUUUUCCUUUCCGAAAGUAGGGGACCUAUAUAUCUUCAAAAUACAACUAUGUUAUCGUCUGCUGCUGAAACUUAUUCCUAUCCCGUACUUGAGAUUUCCAACGGAAGCUUCGUAUACAUGAAUGAUAAUACGACCAUCCAGUGCGAAAUCGGAAAUAAGCUCGAGUUGGAUAAUGCGACACAUUUUGUAUAUACAGGACAAAACAAAAGCUUUUGCCGAAUAAAUAUCACUGUCUUGAAAUACUCUUGCAAUCUGUGUGGCCCUGGUUUUUACAGCAUGCAAAAAGGGGUAUCACGUGGUGUAGUAGUCAACAAUACUGUACGUCAAGUGUCUACAAUGCCCAUUCGGUGCUACUUGUAUAAGACGGAAUAUAGCUGUUAAACCAAAUUUUU